AUGUUUAUGUUUGGUACAAACCCGAUAUGGCGCUCAAUCAUCAGAGAUGUGGCUCGGAUGGCUAUGAUACAGGUUCUAAUACAAUGUAUACUAUCGGCCCCUAAUUCAAACAGGCGCGGCGGCGCGCACGAGAACGGCUCAGCGAGGAAGAGGGCACCUGCGCAGAAGAGGGCGUUACGAGGAAGCCCUCAGGGCAUCGAAGUGGGCAAGGAAAAGGGCGGCGACGACGGCACUGGAGCGGAAGAGGGCGAUGGCGUCGACAACGACAACGGCGAGGAGGGCAUGGGCGAGGAGGAGGAGGCAGACACGGCGACGGAAGAACUGGCCGAUAUCGCAGGGAUGAUGGAAAUUCGAAGGCAAGGAAGAAGGCGCCCAAAUUCUGGACAGCGGCCAGAUGGCGCACGCGGUCUAUUUGUGCGAGACAAACAGAGGCUGACAAGCGGCUCAUGA
Messenger RNA from Sparassis crispa, 450 nucleotides. RefSeq lists its product as hypothetical. Lineage: Eukaryota; Fungi; Basidiomycota; Agaricomycetes; Polyporales; Sparassidaceae. Bases 1 to 450 code for a protein of 149 amino acids. The record is from RefSeq and is a predicted model, not a curated record. The transcript has a single exon.